AACAACCCCAACAACAAACCCCCAAACAUAGCAUCAUGAGUGAAUAUAUAGAUCGUCCCCGUUCGGAAUUAACGGAAUUGGAACUUCAAAAGCUAGAAGAGUUUGAAUUCACCCACGGACCCAUGUCCCUCUUGCAGAACGCCGUCAAUAACAACACACCUAUAGUCAUAUCCUGUCGUAAUAACCAUAAACUAAUUGCCAAAGUGAAGGCAUUUGAUAGACAUUGCAAUUUGGUAUUGGAGAAUGUGAAAGAGUUGUGGACAGAAACGGUCAAGAACAACAAGGGAAAGAAAAUAAAGUCAACACCUAAGGAACGGUUCGUGUCCAAGAUGUUCUUGCGGGGCGACUCGGUCAUAAUUAUAGUAAAGGCGUAAGUAUUAAUAAACAAAUAUCUAUA
This is a messenger RNA of Spathaspora passalidarum NRRL Y-27907, 397 nucleotides long. It is a transcript of the gene SMD2, whose product is annotated as mRNA splicing protein. Gene Ontology annotation, biological process: spliceosomal snRNP assembly; RNA splicing. NCBI's taxonomy places the organism in Eukaryota, Fungi, Ascomycota, Pichiomycetes, Serinales, Debaryomycetaceae. Gene Ontology annotation, molecular function: RNA binding. The transcript is spliced from 2 exons. The record is from RefSeq and is a predicted model, not a curated record. Gene Ontology annotation, cellular component: U2 snRNP; U5 snRNP; precatalytic spliceosome. Bases 36 to 374 code for a protein of 112 amino acids.